UCAUGGUUUGCAGUGACGAAUAGUUGAAUUAGCUAUUAUAUUUAGUGAAUUUCUACGCCUUCUAAUAGAAUAAGUGUAUCGAAUAACUUGUGUUGUAGUAAUAAAUAUCGUUAGAAUAAUGACGGACGUUGCAAAAAAGGUGCAGGAGUACAAAGAUUCUCUCAAGCAGAAGGCCGAGCAUUUAAUAAUAAAAGGCUUCCCCGAAAAGAUAGUGAAGUUGAACGAACUUCUCGAAACGUCAAAUUUCCAAAAUCGAGAUUUCGCUGAUGUUCAUCAGGACUUAAACAUUCCAGUACCCCCGCCAGCCGCCUCCCAGAAUGAGCCACAAGCCAAGAGACCCCGAGUGGACUCCUCAGAAACCUCCAGUCAGUCGACACUCGACGGGACCCGAGUGUACGCCUUGCCGAACGGCUCCGUUCCAUGUAACAAGCCACUGAGCGACCUCAUACAUCUCGUUAAACCACACAUUCGAGAGCUAGUUGAGGAUUCCAAUUUGUUGAAAAUGUGGAUCUCGUUCAUGAUCCCAAAGAUCGAGGACGGCAACAACUUCGGCGUGUCGAUACAAGAGGACACGCUGGCGGAGGUCCAGUCGGUGGAGUCCGAGGCCGCCGCCUUCUUCGACCAGAUCUCCAGAUACUUCAUCUCCAGGGCGAAGAUCGUGUCUAAAGUCGCCAAAUAUCCACAUAUUGAUGACUACAGAAGAGCAGUUAGAGAGCUGGACGAGAAGGAGUACCUGUCGCUGUGGCUGGUGAUGUGCGAGAUCCGCAACCGCUACUGCUCGCUGCACGACAUCGUCAUCAAGAACCUCGAGAAGAUCAAGAAGCCGCGCUCCUCCAACGCCGAGAGCCUCUACUAGACUACACUACACCCCUACCGUACUAUAACAAUAACACACCGUUUAUAUGACCCUUUUUAUAAAACAUGCCAUGUUUUCUAUAGCAAACACAUAUGUACAGUCACGGCAUAAAGAAGUGAUUAUUUCUGUAUCUUGUCGCUUUUAUUCGUUUGACAUUUCAAACAAGGCGUUAAUAUGACAAGGCAAGGUACAGAAAUCAUUAAUCGUUGUAACUCCAUACAUUAGUAAAUGCAAGCGUCAACUAGCAUAAAUUAUCAGUACCAUUACUCGACACUAGGUGCCAACAGUGUUGCGUCUGCCAAAAAUGUAAUAUUAACAUUUUACAACUUAUAUUACAAGCAGAAGGAAUUGAAAACAGAGUACUGAU
This is a messenger RNA of Leguminivora glycinivorella, 1223 nucleotides long. It is a transcript of the gene REG, whose product is annotated as proteasome activator complex subunit 3. Gene Ontology annotation, cellular component: cytoplasm; nucleoplasm; proteasome activator complex. Lineage: Eukaryota; Metazoa; Arthropoda; Insecta; Lepidoptera; Tortricidae. Bases 119 to 856 code for a protein of 245 amino acids. Gene Ontology annotation, molecular function: endopeptidase activator activity. Gene Ontology annotation, biological process: regulation of proteasomal protein catabolic process; regulation of G1/S transition of mitotic cell cycle; positive regulation of endopeptidase activity. The record is from RefSeq and is a predicted model, not a curated record. The transcript is spliced from 5 exons.